Molecule: messenger RNA, 1563 nt
Organism: Penicillium cataractarum
Lineage: Eukaryota; Fungi; Ascomycota; Eurotiomycetes; Eurotiales; Aspergillaceae
Product: pepsin-like aspartic protease
Exons: 3
Coding region: 1-1563 (520 amino acids)
Biological process (GO): proteolysis
Molecular function (GO): aspartic-type endopeptidase activity
Source: RefSeq, a predicted model, not a curated record
AUGGCAUGGUGGGAUGUGACUUGUCCAAGCAGCCUCACCAAACUGUUUCUCAUUGCCAGUUGCGUGCUGCUGGCAUCGGUAACCGCAGAGCCGAAUGUCGUCUCAUUGCCCCUUCACAGAAGCCAGCGUCGCUCGAUCGUUAAGCGCAGUCAUGCAACCGCCUCCUUGGAGAACGACUACAUCGACGGAUUAUUCUGGGUAAAUGCGACCGUUGGAACGCCAGGCCAACUAGUGCAGCUUCAAAUAGACACUGGAAGCAGUGAUAUCUGGGUGUUUGGUGCACGCUCGUGCACCGAGUCUGAAUCGGGGUGCCUUGGUGGCUUUUAUGACGGCUCUCAAUCGAAGACCGGUCGGGUGAUUGAUCGUGGUGGAUUCAGCAUUUCCUAUGUCGACAACUCAGGAGUCAUUGGAGACUAUGUCGCGGAUAACUUUGCGAUCGGCGAUAUCACUGUCAAGGGUAUGACUCUCGCGGUUGCUACAGAGGUACAAGACGCUACUACUGGUGUUAUGGGCAUUGGCUUUGAUUCAGGCGAGUCGAUAGUCGGCAGCGGUGGCAAACCAUACAAGAAUCUCGUCGGUAUGAUGGUCGAACAAGGCCUUAUCAACUCUCGUACAUACAGUCUGUGGCUCAAUGACGUUGGUGCCGAAACCGGAAACAUCUUAUUUGGUGGUUAUGACAAGGGUAAAUUCAAGGGCGAUUUGAUCGCGAUGCCAAUCCAACCAGACGCGCAGUCCGGCCAGAUCACAUCAAUGACUGUCGCUUGGACAUCUCUAUCAAUCACAGAUCCCACCCAGGGCACACAAACCCUCACCUCCAGCAGCUUUGCGCUACCAGCCGUGCUCGAUUCAGGAACUACACUUACCUACAUCCCUCCAGACCUGUACAACGAACUCGCCUCGUUUGCCAACGUGAUGUCUUUCGAGGGAAUGGACACGGGACUUGUCGAGUGCGAGGCCAUGCAGCAAUACAAGGGCACUCUAGACUUUGGCUUUGUUGGCUCCGGAGGACCAGUCAUCUCGGUACCCUUCUCAGAGCUAUCCUACCCGUAUACAGAUGAGACUGGUAACCCUUUAUCAUUUGAUAACGGCAACACCGCAUGCUAUUUUGGACUUGCUCCGACUCAGGAUGAUACCCUGAUUCUAUUUGGAGACACUUUCCUUCGCUCAGCAUACGUGGUGUAUGACCUUGACCGUGAGGAGAUUGCCAUUGCCCCAACAGUCUUCAACAGUGAUGUCACAAACAUCGUGGAAAUCGGUGGCCCUGGGUCAUCAGCUACCCCAACCUGGCACGUUGCCAGCUCGGUCAGUGUUGUGCAGACGGCGACCGGUCGGCCGGAAGAACCAGGUCUAUUCGCCUCUGUGACAUUCACUGGGCAUCUUUCUUACACGCACACUGCUACUGGCUUCCAUAUACCAACUCCAUCUCAAUCAGGCGGUAGUGGCCAGUCACCGAAAUCAUCAAAGGGUGCUGCAACCUUUGCCAGCAGCUCUGGUAUCCUACCCAAUAUGCUCGUCUGCGCUGCCUCUGCAUUGAUAGGUGCAACGUUAGUUUUUGCCCAAUGA